AUGGAUCACCCUAAUGGAUCACCCUCAUGGAUUACCCUCAUGGAUCACCCUCAUGGAUUACCCUCAUGGAUCACCCUCAUGGAUUACCCUCAUGGAUUACCCUCAUGGAUCACCCUCAUGGAUCACCCUCAUGGAUCACCCUCAUGGAUCACCCUCAUGGAUCACCCUCACGGAUCACACUCAUGGAUCACCCUCAUGGAUCACCCUCCCCCCACCCUCAUGGAUCACCCUCAUGGAUCACCCUCACGGAUCAUCCUCAUGAAUCACCCUCAUGGAUCACCCUCAUGGAUCACCCUCACGGAUCACACUCAUGGAUCACCUCAUGGAUCACCCUCAUGGAUCACCCUCACGGAUCACACUCAUGGAUCACCCUCAUGGAUCACCCUCAUGGAUCCCCUCCCCCCACCCUCAUGGAUCACCCUCAUGGAUCACCCUCAUGGGAUCACCCUCAUGGAUCACCCUCACGGAUCACACUCAUGGAUCACCCUCAUGGAUCACCCUCCCCCCACCCUCAUGGAUCACCCUCAUGGAUCACCCUCACGGAUCAUCCUCAUGAAUCACCCUCAUGGAUCACCCUCAUGGAUCACCCUCAUGGAUCACACUCAUGGAUUACCCUCAUGA
This is a messenger RNA of Knipowitschia caucasica, 621 nucleotides long. The record is from the annotation of a GenBank genome assembly. NCBI's taxonomy places the organism in Eukaryota, Metazoa, Chordata, Actinopteri, Gobiiformes, Gobiidae.